This is a messenger RNA of Serpula lacrymans var. lacrymans S7.9, 606 nucleotides long. RefSeq lists its product as uncharacterized. Gene Ontology annotation, molecular function: iron ion binding; monooxygenase activity; heme binding. NCBI's taxonomy places the organism in Eukaryota, Fungi, Basidiomycota, Agaricomycetes, Boletales, Serpulaceae. The annotation marks the transcript as partial. The record is from RefSeq and is a predicted model, not a curated record. The transcript has 5 exons.
AUAAAACAUUUCUCAGACUUCACAUACCAGGCUGAGGACGCUUUGGCACCGUCCCUGUGUUCCGAUCUGCUAAACCGAAUCAAGGACGAGGAUACCGACCAGCGCGAACAGCUAGUUAAGGAAACCGCUUCGGCGAUGGCUACCUUUUUCCUAGCCAUGAUACAAAACCCACAAGUCCAGGCGAAGGCCCAAUCCGAGAUUGAUACUAUGGUAGGUCAUAACAGGCUUCCCUCUUUCGAUGAUAGGCCAUCAUUGCCGUACAUCGACGCCGUCUUGCGUGAAACACUAAGGUGGCAUCCUGUCGCGCCAUUGGGUAUUGCACACGCAGUUUCCAACGAUGAUAUCUACGAAGGGUACCACUUACCUAAGGGAGCAACUGUCAUCGCAAACGCAUGGGCUAUGUCGCAUGACGAGAGCAUAUACUUCAACCCGUUCUCAUUCGAACCUGAUAGGUUUCUUUCUGAGGGCAGGCUUACUGACGACAACGCUAGCUAUGUGUUCGGUUUUGGACGGCGCAUUUGUGUCGGUCGACAUGCCGCUGACGCAAGCGUGUGGUCCGCCAUAGUGUCAUUCCUUGCUGUGUUCACUAUAAAGAAAGCCAUCGAU